This is a messenger RNA of Arachis ipaensis, 1351 nucleotides long. Its product is annotated as protein FLX-like 4. The record is from RefSeq and is a predicted model, not a curated record. Lineage: Eukaryota; Viridiplantae; Streptophyta; Magnoliopsida; Fabales; Fabaceae.
AGAUCUGAGAAGGAUCCACUCCCCGCUACUGUUCCGCCUGAUUGUUUUAUUUGGCUUCAUACAUACUUCUCUCCUCCGCCCCCUAAGUUCCUCAUAUUAUCGGUAUAUUAGAGGUUUUUGUAUUGAUGUUUACUUGCUCAACAAGAAGUUUGUGAUGUGUCUGAUGAAUGGCUGCUAGGGGCAAAAAUCUGCCUGCGUUAGAGGGUGCGGUUCAGGCUUCUGGGAUGAUGCGGCACCGUCCAUUUCCUGGUUUGAGUUUUGCUGCCGGCAGUGAGUCCCUGCCUUCUCCUCAAUUGUUGGAGAAUAAAAUUGCUGCUCAGGAAGUAGAAAUAGAGCGACUCAUUGGGGACAACCGGAAAUUGGCAAAUACUCAUUUGGCCUUAAGGGAGGCACUUGUGGCUGCUACUCAGGAUCUGCAAAAGGUGAAGUCACAUGUUAGAAGCAUCCAGACGGAAAGUGACAUACAGAUCAGAGUUUUACUGGAUAAGAUUGCUAAAAUGGAGGUAGAUAUUAGAGCUGGUGACAGCAUAAAGAAGGAACUGCAGCAGGCCCAUAUUGAUGCACAGAGCUUGGCAACUUCUAGGCAGGAAUUGAGUGCCCGAAUUCAACGCGCCACUGAGGAACUGAAGGAGGCUUGUAGCGAUGUUCAGAGUACUUCAGAUUUGCAGGCUGAACUGGACAGUUUAGUGCAAGAGCACCAAAGAUUACGUGCCACAUUUGAGUAUGAAAAGAACAACAACAUAGAGCUAGUGGAGGAAAUGAAAGCCAAGGAGAACAAUCUAAUAUCAAUGGCCAAAGAAGUUGAAGUGUUACGAGCUGAGAUUUUGAAUGUUGAGAAAAGAGUAAAAGCUCCAAACCAGUUUGGAGCUGCUACGCCUAUAGACAACAGUAGUGGUCCCUUUCUUGAUGCUUAUGGGAGAGAUCAUGGUCAGACGGCGUUUGCCUAAGUAGGAGAAAACGUUGUACCAUGUGGAGAUAACAAUGGCAUAGCAUCUGGCAAUAGUGCUGGUUGUGGCGGGGUGGUGCUGUAUGGACAGGCUCAGUUGCUCGGAGAUCAAGUUUAGUUAGUAAUAGUCAAUUAAAUAUUGCUCUGAGCUUAUCCCAUCUUGUUAAUUAGCAUGGCUGAAUUGGUAACAUUCUUUUUAAUGAAAAUUCAUUAUAGAUAACGCGAUCUCCUUUCCUGUUUUAAUUGUAACUUAAAGCCGCAAAUUCGAGCAAGGACUUCAUUGUAUAGAUUUUGAAGAAGAUAGAAAUAUUUUUCUCAAACUUUGUAACAGAAUGAGUUGAAUGUCUUUGCAAGAGUGGCCUAUGUAAUGAAUCAUGUUGCUUGUAUGGUAUUGUUGUUAUUGCU